Messenger RNA from Williopsis jadinii, 670 nucleotides. RefSeq lists its product as uncharacterized. The transcript has a single exon. The annotation marks the transcript as partial. The record is from RefSeq and is a predicted model, not a curated record. Lineage: Eukaryota; Fungi; Ascomycota; Saccharomycetes; Phaffomycetales; Wickerhamomycetaceae.
GUCUUCUUUAGACGGCAUCUAUCACACGCCUGGGCCACACGUUCCACUUGCGAUCCUGGUGUGCGUAUAACUUUUCUAAAUCACGCCAGGGGUUAGUAUCGACACUAUGUCGGGGAUGGAAGACUGCGAAAACACACACGCAGACAAAAGAAGCUUGGUUAGGCUCGCACGCCGCCACUCUCAACGGCGACAACGACAAACAUCCAGUGGCUGUGAUGGUGUAAUGAAUGAAAGAUACUCACGUCUUCGGUGCUUUAUUGUCCUUCAUAAGGGAGAAAAGCUGCGGUAUUCUGUUCACCAAAAUUGGAUGAGUCUUACAACGAUUUGGUCGGUUUGUAUUUGAACUUUUUUUUCGUCUUCUUCAAAGCGAAAGUAUCAAAAGGAAAAAAGAAAAGUCUGGGGUAGCGUCGGCAGUCUGAGGGGGGCCGGGACAAGACAAAAAAAUAUCAGCACCGAGAAUGCGAGACAAGAAAAAAAAACUGGACAAAAGAGAAGUCUUUUUGGCUGUUUUCCUUCCUCACUGGAGUUUGCUUCCUUUUGACAAGAUUGUGCUGUAUUGUGCCUCUGCCUUUUUUUAUUACAAUGAAAAUGAUAAAAUGGGAAGGAAAAGAGACAAACAGACACACUCGUUGAGGAACUUGAACUCUGUCUUUUUGUCCCGUGUGUUUUU